Molecule: messenger RNA, 1910 nt
Organism: Elaeis guineensis (African oil palm)
Lineage: Eukaryota; Viridiplantae; Streptophyta; Magnoliopsida; Arecales; Arecaceae
Source: RefSeq, a predicted model, not a curated record
UUCCUUCACUACGUGGCGACGUUCUUCCCGCGGGGAGCUCCGCGCGUCGUUCCUUUUUUUCUCUCCGUGUCAGAGACCAAGAGAAAUAUCCAGUGGGCUAAGAAACCCGGUUCCUAUUCGAGUCUCGGUCUCGGAGAGAGACGUUUCCAUGGUAUUAAUCAAUAAGUAGAAAAACAAGAGGAGAGGAAAGCAGAGACAGGGAAAACAGGGUUGAGGUAUGGCGCUUGGAUUCCUGGGGUGGAACCUGGGUUUCUUUAGGGCUAUAAAUAGAGGAUCCUUGAUGCGUUGAGGGGCAUCUGUGAGGACUCUGACCUAGUUCCUGUUUCUCACUAUCGUGUUUGGUCUCGAAUUUGAGACAAAGGUGGGACUUUUGCGAGUAGGGUUUUUGGUAUUGGACAGGUGGGUUCUUGAGAGGAGUCUGGGUUUGAUUGCUUGGAAGUCGGGCACAAGUGUAAAGAUUUCAUCUUUCCAAUUGCGAGGUUGGGUUUACAAACGAACAAAGACUACAAGAUCAAGAAGUUACAACUUAAUUCUGAUAUCUUUAAGGAAAGGACUGAGGGGUGUUAGUAUCUAAACAAUAUCAGAGAAUGGUGAAAAGAACAGUGGAUCUCCGAUCCGACACUGUCACAAAGCCCACCGAGGCAAUGCGGGCUGCCAUGGCAAGCGCUGAUGUGGAUGACGACGUCUUGGGGUCAGACCCUACUGCCCACCACCUUGAAUCUGAAAUGGCAAAGCUAACAGGGAAGGAAGCUGCACUCUUUGUACCCUCAGGCACCAUGGGAAACCUCAUAUCUGUGCUUGUCCAUUGCGAUGUGAGGGGCAGUGAGGUCAUCCUUGGGGACACUUCUCACAUACAUGUUUUAGAAAAUGGAGGCAUCUCGACCAUUGGAGGCGUGCACCCAAAGGCGGUGAAAAACAAUCCUGAUGGCACCAUGGACAUUGAUAAGAUUGAAGCAGCAAUUAGAUCUCCUGAUGGGGCACUCUUCUUCCCGACUACUAGAUUAAUUUGCUUGGAGAACACACAUGCUAAUUCUGGGGGGAGAUGCCUUUCUGCAGAAUAUACAGACACGGUAGGAAAGAUAGCUAAAAAGCAUGGUUUGAAGCUUCAUAUUGAUGGAGCUCGCAUCUUCAAUGCUUCUGUAGCACUGAAGGUUCCUGUUCAUAGGCUUCUACAAGCUGCGGACUCAGCUUUGCUCUGCUUAUCAAAAGGGUUGGGUGCUCCGGUUGGAUCUGUCAUUGUAGGCUCAAAAGACUUUAUUGCUAAGGCUAAAAGGCUUAGGAAAACCUUAGGUGGCGGCAUGAGACAGGUUGGAGUGCUUUGCGCAGCAGCUUAUGUUGCUCUGCAAGAAAACAUCGGGAAGCUUGAGGAUGAUCACAGAAAGGCCAAAAUUUUUGCAGAUGGGCUGAAACAAAUCAAAGAACUAAGUAUUGAUGCAACCUCAGUGGAGACUAAUAUGAUUUUCUUUAGCAUUGCAGAUAGUUCACUCAUAUCACCUAAAAGGCUCUGCCAAGUCUUGGAAGUACAUGGCAUACUUGCAAUGCCAGCAAGCUCAACCAGUGUCAGGCUUGUCCUCCAUUACCAAAUUUCAGAGAAUGAUGUAUACUAUGCAUUAACAUGUAUUAAGCAUGCUGUUCAACAGAUACUGACUGAUGGUACGGCAGAAUGAGGCAGGCACUAGCAAUUUAAUAAUUUUCUUCUUUCUGUUCACCAGUGCCUUUGAUGAAAGGUGCAAAAAUUUGUAAUGAUCCCUUCCUCAAACAUUUGAUAUGCUUAUUAUUCAACAUAACCAUCUGACCCAGAAUAAGUUAUACAUGGCUUGAUGGUUGUGGUUAUGUUUAAAAGCUACAUGUUCAUCUUAUUUAUAGACCUGCUUAUGUUAUUAUAUCCAUAUUAAUGCUGGUUGCUUUUA